CAGCUUCUCUGACUAGCUUUUCGCAGCCUCCUGACUCUCCUCUUUUCGCUUAGCUCCUUGUCUUCUGAUACUACUCCCAGUAUGGAGGUGAAUCACUCUGUACAGCUCUCAGGAGAACCCCAGUCAACACCUCCAGGGGACAGUUCAUCAUUACUGAGUCAAAAUGGCCUGGAGAAGCAAGAUGAUAAGGAUUCCUCAACCACACUCCAAACAACGGAGGAUAAGGCAGGUGUGCAGUCUGAACAGGGAGUUCAAGAUAUCUCUGAGGAACUAAAUCGACAACUGGAAGACAUCAUUAACACCUAUGGGUCUGCUACUGAAAAAGAGGGUCCCGCCAAGACAAAGGAGCCACCUGAGAACAUAGAACCACUGGACAAUGAGGAUUUGGAUGGUGAUGAGGUCACUGAAGAGACGGAGAGAGAACACUUGUCUUCUGGAGAACCAACCACAACCAAAGAGCCUGUCAGCAAUAAAGAGCAAAAAUUGGAAAAGAAAAUCCUUAAAGGACUAGGCAAAGAAGCCAAUGUGUUGAUGCAAAAUCUGAACAAGCUGCAAACACCUGAAGAAAAAUUGGAUUUUUUAUUCAAGAAGUAUGCUGAAUUGCUGGACGAACACCGCACUGAGCAAAAGAAGUUAAAGCUCUUACAAAAGAAACAGGUACAAAUCCAAAAGGAAAAGGACCAGUUACAAAGCGAGCAUAGCAGAGCUGUCCUCGCAAGGAGCAAACUGGAGAGUCUAUGCCGGGAGUUGCAGAGACACAACAAGACACUGAAGGAGGAAACCCUUCAGCGGGCACGAGAGGAAGAAGAGAAAAGGAAGGAGAUCACAAGUCAUUUCCAGACCACUCUGACAGAUAUCCAGGCCCAGAUUGAACAGCAGAGUGAGAGAAAUAUGAAGCUGUGUCAGGAGAACACAGAGCUUGCAGAGAAACUGAAAAGCAUCAUUGAUCAGUAUGAGCUCAGAGAGGAGCAUCUGGACAAAAUAUUUAAACACAGAGAACUGCAGCAGAAGCUGGUGGAUGCGAAACUGGAACAGGCCCAAGAAAUGAUGAAGGAAGCCGAGGAGCGACACAAACGCGAGAAGGAAUAUUUGCUGAACCAGGCAGCAGAGUGGAAACUUCAGGCCAAAGUGCUGAAGGAACAAGAGACAGUCCUACAGGCUCAGCUUACCCUCUACUCUGGAAGAUUUGAAGAGUUCCAGAACACACUAACAAAAAGCAAUGAAGUGUUUGCCACUUUCAAACAGGAAAUGGAUAAAACAACUAAGAAAAUGAAGAAGUUAGAGAAGGACACAGCCAUGUGGAAAGCCCGGUUUGAGAACUGCAACAAAGCUCUGCUGGACAUGAUUGAAGAGAAAGCACUGAGAGCUAAAGAAUAUGAGUGCUUCGUCAUGAAAAUCGGGAGGCUGGAGAACCUCUGUCGAGCUUUACAAGAAGAGAGAAAUGAACUGUACAAGAAAAUUAGAGACGCAAAAAUGCCUGAAACGGAUGACCGAGGUCAGCACACCUCCGACGAAGAGCCCGAGUCCACCGUGUCUGGGGUCGUGGGGGUUGAUACAAAGGAAGCCGAGAGCGUUCACAACGCUGUGAAAAACCUGGCCACAGCCUUCCUGGUCAUUCAUCACCCAGAGUCAACCCCUGACCUGGCCAGAGAAAGCCAACCGGAAUUCGGCAGUCCUCAAGGGGGUGCUGACUCGGCCCUGCAGGAGCCGGAACAGUCCCCUUGGAGCCCUUUAUGCCCUUCCCGGCCUCCCCCAACUCCUCCUGCGGAAGCCGAAGGAAGCCCUGAGGCAGAACUGCCCUCCAGGCCCGGGAAUCCCCCCGCGGGGUCGGGAGCACAGGCCCAAAACCCGGGUCUCCCUGCAGCAGCCCAGGCUGACCAGCCGCCCCAGAAGCCGGAGGCAGAAGCUUCCAGUCAGGCCCGGCAGUCCCCCGCCGAGGCUCCCCUCCCAGCAAUGGAGACAAAGGGUCGGGCUCCACCAGCCAGGCCAGCUGAGCAAACUCCAGCUGGGGUGCCCGCAUGUGGGCCCAGAAGGCCGCCGCCCCCACCCCCACCGGAAGCAGCGGCAGAGGGGCUGCCCCCACCCCCACCGGAAGCGGGGGCGGCAGAGGGGCUGCCCCUACCCCCACCGGAAGCAGCGGCAAAGGGGCUGCCCGAAGGGGCCGACACCAACCUGGAAGGAGUAGACUAAGCUUCGCUGUGUCGCUGUGCUU
Molecule: messenger RNA, 2212 nt
Organism: Neogale vison (American mink)
Lineage: Eukaryota; Metazoa; Chordata; Mammalia; Carnivora; Mustelidae
Gene: TXLNB
Product: taxilin beta
Exons: 10
Coding region: 82-2190 (702 amino acids)
Molecular function (GO): syntaxin binding
Source: RefSeq, a predicted model, not a curated record